Molecule: messenger RNA, 1174 nt
Organism: Chelonoidis abingdonii (Abingdon island giant tortoise)
Lineage: Eukaryota; Metazoa; Chordata; Testudines; Testudinidae
Gene: NKAIN1
Product: sodium/potassium transporting ATPase interacting 1
Biological process (GO): regulation of sodium ion transport
Source: RefSeq, a predicted model, not a curated record
UCUGAUCAUCCGCUGUUGUCCCUGCGUCUUGGAAAUGUGGCAAGUCCAGACAGAGCUGUAGAAGGAAGCGGUGGGGGAGACAAAAAUGCCCCUUCCUGAACCGCUCCUGUUUCUAGGCUAUCCUGGCAGCAUGCAAAAGCCAGGAGUGCUGCUGUGAAGAAAGUGCUGGGUCUGGCAGAGGGCUGGAGACCGAGGCAUGCUGCGGGUUUCCUCCUGAUGCUCUCUGAGGGGUAUUUUUAUUGGCAAAGGGAGGCUUGCUGAAGCUGGAGGAAGAUAGCGCUCAUCCAGUGUGGGGAAAAUACAAGGCUCCAGCCAGGAAACCAUGGGGAAAUGCAAUGGGCGAUGCACGCUGGUUGGAUUCUGCUGCCUUCAGCUGAUAGCAGCGCUGGAGAGGCAGAUCUUCGACUUCCUGGGCUAUCAGUGGGUGCCCAUCCUGGCUAAUUUUUUACACAUUAUGGCUGUCAUCCUGGGCAUCUUUGGGACCAUCCAGUACAGAUCCAAAUACCUCAUAAUGUACGCGGCGUGGCUGGUGCUGUGGGUUGGAUGGAACGCAUUCAUCAUCUGCUUUUACCUGGAAGUUGGACACCUGUCACAGGACCGGGAUUUCAUCAUGACCUUUAAUACCUCGCUGCACCGCUCGUGGUGGAUGGAGAAUGGGCCUGGCUGCCUGGUGACACCAGUGAUGAACUCAAACCUGGCCCCCGAGGACCAUCACGUCAUCACUGUCACCGGAUGCCUGCUUGAUUACCAGUACAUCGAGGUAGUGAGCAGCGCCAUGCAGAUAUUCCUUGCGCUCUUUGGAUUCGUCUAUGCCUGCUAUGUCAGCAAAGUGUUUAUGGAGGAAGAAGACAGCUUUGACUUCAUCGGAGGAUUUGAUUCCUACGGCUACCAGGCCCCACAGAAGACGUCACACUUACAGCUACAGCCUUUGUACACAUCUGGGUAACUCUCUUACGCCCUGGAAUCCGCCCCCCUCCUGGAUCUUUGUGGGAAUGCGAGGUGGCUGGAUGCCCCGAACAAUUGCGAACUGUCCCGAAAGCAACAACUAAACACGCCAAAGGCGAGGACGGCACAGAGCCAACACCUGGCUUCAUCUUGGUUUCCUUUUAUUUUCCUUCUGGGCAGUUGCACAGUUUUCAAGGACAUGCUGCAACACCAGAGAAAAACACACUCA